UUUACGUUUUUUCUGCUUCUCCCCCUCGUGAUUCCUUCUUCUCCUUCAUCCCUCCCUUUUAUCGUUCCCACACUUCACGCUCAUAGCGACACCAUUCCAUCCCCAACUCUUCUUCUCUCUCGCGGAUGGAAUCUCUCCGGCGAGCUGUCUUCACUCUCGACAGUAACCGCCGGCAGAGUGACCACCAGAUUUGAUAUCUAGCUCAGCUGCCGUUGGUUUUAAGUUUUAUUUUGGGAAUUGCUUCUUCCUCUUCCGUUUCUCCGCAUCAAUGGCGAGGGUUUUCGAUUCUGGUUCAGCGUUUCUCGGAUGGCUUCUUUUGGUGUCUCUGUUGGUGGUGAGUGUGACGGCGGAGCCGCCGGAGGAGGAGAAGCAAGCGCUCCUUGCUUUUCUCUCACAGGUCCCUCACGCGAAUCGGCUCCAAUGGAGCCGCAACAAUUCCGCCUGCAGCUGGGUUGGAAUCGAGUGCGACGCGAAUCAGUCGUCCGUCUACUCCCUCCGCCUCCCCGGCGCCGGCCUGGUGGGGCCGAUUCCGCCGGACACGCUGGGAAGGCUCUCUCAGCUCAGAGUCCUCAGUCUCCGCUCCAACCGCCUCUCCGGCGAGAUCCCCUCCGAUUUCUCCAACCUGACUCUCCUCCGCAGCCUCUACCUCCAGAACAACGCCUUCUCCGGCGAGUUCCCCGCGGGAGUGACUCCAUUGGUUCGGCUGACGCGGCUCGACCUCUCCUCCAACAACUUCACCGGCCCGAUUCCGUUCGCUGUCAACAAUUGGACUCGCCUAACCGGUCUGUUCCUCGAGAACAACGCGUUCUCCGGCCCGCUCCCUUCCAUUUCAGCUAAUUUGGCUGAUUUCAAUGUCUCCAACAACAACCUCAACGGCUCAAUCCCUAGAAAUUUACAGAGGUUCCCCGCCGCGGCAUUCGCCGGGAAUCUAGAUCUCUGCGGCGGUCCUUUACCUCCCUGCAAUCCCUUCUUCCCUUCCCCCAGCCCAUCCCCUUCCACAAUUCAACCCAUCCUCCCUUCCCACAAAAAAUCGAAAAAACUCUCCACCGCCGCCAUCGUUCUAAUCUCCGUCGGCGCAGCCCUAGCCCUGCUCAUCCUCCUCCUCUUGCUCUUCUGCUGCCUCCGGAAGAAACAGAGACAGCAGUCCCCCAAACCUCCGAAGCCAGUGGGAGCCGCCGCCAGAUCCAUCCCCCUCGAAGCCGGCGGGACCUCCUCUUCCAAAGACGAUAUCACCGGCGGCUCGGCCGAGGCCGAGCGGAACAAGCUGGUGUUCUUCGAAGGAGGCGUCUACAGCUUCGACCUCGAAGAUCUGCUGAGAGCCUCGGCGGAGGUCCUCGGGAAAGGUAGCGUCGGCACUUCGUACAAGGCCGUGCUCGAAGACGGCACCACGGUCGUCGUCAAGCGGCUGAAAGACGUGGUGGUUACGAAGAAGGAAUUCGAGAUGCAGAUGGAAGUUUUGGGGAAAGUUCGGCACGACAAUGUGGUUCCGUUCAGAGCCUUCUACUUCUCCAAAGACGAGAAGCUUCUCGUCUCCGAUUACAUGGCCGCCGGCAGCUUAUCGGCUCUCCUACACGGAAGCAGAGGCUCUGGCCGGACACCAUUGGACUGGGACAGCAGAAUGAGGAUAGCAUCAAGCACAGCAAAAGGGCUCGCCCACCUCCACAUGGCGGGGAAAGUGCCCCACGGCAACAUUAAGUCGUCCAACAUCCUCCUCCGCCACCAGGACCACCACGACGCCUCCAUCUCCGACUACGGCCUCAACCCUCUCUUCGGCACCACCACCCCACCCAGCCGCGUGGCAGGCUACCGCGCCCCUGAAGUCCUCGAGACCCGAAAAAUGACCUUCAAAUCCGACGUCUACAGCUUUGGCGUCCUCCUGCUCGAGCUCCUCACGGGGAAAGCGCCCAACCAGGCCUCCCUCGGCGAGGAAGGGAUUGACCUGCCGCGGUGGGUCCAGUCCGUGGUCCGCGAGGAGUGGACCGCCGAGGUCUUCGAUGUCGAGCUCAUGAGGUACAACAACAUCGAAGAGGAGAUGGUGCAGCUGCUGCAGAUCGCCAUGGCGUGCGUCUCGACGGUGCCCGAUCAGCGGCCCGAGAUGGCGGAGGUCGUGAGGAUGAUCGAGGAGGUGAAUCGAGGCGAGAUGACGACAACGGACGAUGGGUUGAGGCAGUCUUCCGAUGAUCCGUCGAAAGGCUCUGACGGCCAGACUCCUCCCGCUGAGUCCAGGGCCACUGCUACCAGUACCAGCGCCGUUACGCCGUGAUGAGUGGGGAAAACAUUUUUUUACAAAAGAGGAGGGGAAAACGUCGUCGUUCGAGUGGGAUUUGCACAGAGUUCAUAAGUGAAGUGGAGGACCCUUUUGUUUCUUUAUUAAGCUGAUUUUGUUUUUGGUUUAUUUUCAAAUUUUUUGGAGGGUCUUUUGGGGGGUUUCUUUUUUCUUUUUAAUAUAUUUUAUUUGUUAGGUUUUGAAAUUUAUUUUUCCUUUUUAUCUUAUUCCCAGAAAUGUCAAGUUGCAAAGGUUAUUAUUCUUUCACAGGUGGGAAUGAACUGGCUGGCUGGAAUUUAACCAUAAUUAUUUAUUGACCAAGUGUUGGACUGUGCUGUUUUAUUAUUUUAUUUUAUUUUAGUUUAGAAAAUACUAGUAUGUGACAAGUAAGAAUUUGUCAUGACAGCAUUGGAAUUCUUGGGUGUUUGGCAGAGGGUGGUUUGUCGCUGUGUUGGGUGGAUUUAUAUAAUAAACAGGGGAUUUCAGGUUUGGU
Linum tenue is the source of this 2759-nucleotide messenger RNA. NCBI's taxonomy places the organism in Eukaryota, Viridiplantae, Streptophyta, Magnoliopsida, Malpighiales, Linaceae. The record is from the annotation of a GenBank genome assembly.